Molecule: messenger RNA, 858 nt
Organism: Acanthosepion pharaonis
Lineage: Eukaryota; Metazoa; Mollusca; Cephalopoda; Sepiida; Sepiidae
Source: the annotation of a GenBank genome assembly
AUGAGGCGCCGUAUUCCGUACGGCAGGGGUUGGCGUCGGCGUGCUAAAUGGUCUGCGUUUGGAUGCUUUCUUUCUUUCUUUUUUCUUUCUUUCUUACGAUCUGCUCUCGGGAUUACUUCCCUCCCUUACUUCCCCUUCUUUCUUUUUUUCUUUCUUUUUCUAAUGCUUUCUUUCUUUCUUUCUUUCUUUCUUUCUUUCUUUCUUACGAUCUGGUCUGCGGAUGAAUUCCCUCCCUUACUUCCCUUUGUUUCUUUUUCCUUUCUUUUUCUAAGUGCUUUCUUUCUUCCUUUCUUUCUUUCUUUCUUUCUUUCAUACGAUCUACUCUCGGGUUUACUACUCUCCCAUACUACCCUUUGUUUCAUUUUCUUUCUUUCUUUCUUUAUUUCUUUCUUUCUUUCUUUCUUUCUUUCUUUCUUUCCGUUCCCCUUUUUAUCAUUCUUUCACACGAUCCCCUCUCGUGAUUAUUCCCCAUCCUUUUUUCCCUCUCUUUCUUCCCUCUAUUUGUUUUUGCUUUCUUUCUUUUUCCACUUUCUUUCUUUCUCACGACCCCCCUCUCGAGUUUACUUCCCUCCCCUAAUUCCCUCCCUUCUCUUUGUUUCUUAUUUAUUUUCCACGUUCUUUCUUUCUUUCUUUCUUUCUUUCUUUCUUUCUUUCUUUUAUCUGACAACUGUCCGGCUUUUGCAAUAUAAAGCCACAUAUGUAAACGCCAUUUCUUUCCGACGUUCAAUUUGUCACCCCGAGUUGCAUCGCAACGUCGUCUUCUCGGGUUCUUGUUGCUACAAAACUGAAGCCAACCGAAUGUUACCGAUUCUUCGCUAUUUGGCCGCCAUCAUCGCCCCGAGGGCGUUCGUAAAGUAA